AAACCAAAAUUCUUUUUAUUAUAAAUCAUACGUUCCAUGUCAACUAUAUCGCCGAUACAUGGAAAUGUAAACCGAGGGUCUUCUCCAGUUACCUCGGAAUCUAUACGUGUAUUUUUAUCCAAUAUUUCCGAUAAAAAUAUUUUAGAAAAUAUAUUUAAAAGAAGUGUAUCAUCAAUCAAUAGUCUUGAAAAAGCCCUUCUAGACGAACGACAUCGAACAGAAAAGCUUCUUUAUGAAAAACGUCAUCUAGAAAUUUUACUUGCGAAAAAUCAUAGAAGAAGAAAAACACACCAACUACGUCAAGGCGCUGUUCGCGUGGCUCAAAAAGUCGUUAAUGCUACAGAGUACUACGCAACGUCUCUCAGUAAUGCUGCUGCAACCUCAUUGGACAACUUAACUCAGUCAAAUGCAUGGAGUAUAAUAUCAGGCUGGGAGAAAUCUUCAGACGAGAGUAGACACGAUAUCAACAAUGAGAAAAAAUUAGUGAAUUCCAACACAGAAAUUCAAAAAGACCCUAUCGUUGAUAUUAAGCAGAAUUUCAUAAAACCUAGCCAUGGUUAUGGUAUUUCAAACAAACCAUAUACUGAAGUUCAGAUAAAUUGUUCAACCGGGACUUCACCAAUAGAAAUUAUUGAAAAAUUGGAUCGAGAGAGGCCACACCUGAAACAUAUCAAUGAAUCCGAAACGUCGCAAAAUAAAGCGAUUGUAAUCAUGGAUGUCACAUUCAAGUUAGAAUCCCCAGAAUACAAACAAGAAAUAAAACCUUUAAAAAUUCAUGCUGUUGAAACAAUACAAGAUUCAAUAGAAGAAUGGGCGAAAACAAGCCCAAUAACUUUUGAUCAAAAAAAAAAAUUGAUUGCACGUUUGGAGCUUGAAGAAGAAAACGCUACGACGUUUCCCGCUUGUAUUACAAUAACGGAUAGUGACCUUUUCUAAUUCUUAAAUAAUGUUGACUUCAAAGAAAUUAUAGUUGUUUUUAAUAAUUAUUUUGAAACUGUAUUCCGUUGUAUUUAUUUUUCCCUUGUAACUCAUCCCAUAUGAUGAUCUUUACUCAAGCCUUAUAUCCUUCAUAAAAAAAAAUUGUUAUUAGCCAAAUCGUUAAACGAAAGUGACAUAGGUAUACCUUUUUUGUGAUACGUUGUUCAACUGUUCAAAUUUAUGUGGAUUUACUACAUGUUUUGUGCUCCUUGCUUUUUCAUUUUUGCGUUUGCUCGCUCCUAAACUGUUCUGUUGAUUUUUCUAUAAAAAAAAAGUCCAAGCCAAAAAAAAAAUUAUUUAC
This is a messenger RNA of Hylaeus volcanicus, 1279 nucleotides long. RefSeq lists its product as uncharacterized. The transcript is spliced from 7 exons. The coding region runs from base 37 to 936 and encodes 299 amino acids. The record is from RefSeq and is a predicted model, not a curated record. Lineage: Eukaryota; Metazoa; Arthropoda; Insecta; Hymenoptera; Colletidae.